Molecule: messenger RNA, 1869 nt
Organism: Pollicipes pollicipes
Lineage: Eukaryota; Metazoa; Arthropoda; Thecostraca; Pollicipedomorpha; Pollicipedidae
Gene: ash2
Product: Set1/Ash2 histone methyltransferase complex subunit ash2
Exons: 12
Coding region: 211-1800 (529 amino acids)
Cellular component (GO): Set1C/COMPASS complex
Molecular function (GO): protein binding; transcription cis-regulatory region binding
Source: RefSeq, a predicted model, not a curated record
GGCUGUAUCGCCUUGGGUCCAUCCACUCCGAGCGUAGGGUGGUUGACGGAGGUGAACAGCACUGUCAGCUACUGCGGCCCCUAAUACGACCGGACUGCGGUAUUGCACCCCGCCUGUUGGAUCUCCUCGGUGCUUGGGAAUUGUACCGUGUCAAGGCUAGUUGUACCGAUAUUUGAACGCGCCAAGACUCGUUUCAGUUGUUUACACGCAAUGAAACCAGGAAUGGAGGGGGCGGGCGACGGAGCGGGGAAGAGUGCAUCAAAUAAACAAGAUCAGAAAGACGAGUUCACGACAUGCGGCUACUGUGGUAAGGGCAGGAACCUGAACAUCGUGGAGCUACAGUGCAGCAACUGCCUGCAGUUCCACCACGAGUCGUGUAUCUCCUACCAGCUGGGCAAGCUGGUGCCGUUCCUCUCCAACUACGUAUUCACAUGCCGCAACUGCUCCAACACCGGGCUGGAGCAGUUCAAGAAGCACCAGGCGCAGUCGAGCCAGAUGUGCGUGACGGCGCUGGCGAACCUGCAGCAGGCGGCGCUGCGCGAGGACGGCCGCGUGCUCUUCUCGCUCACCAAGGACAUUGUGCCCUGGAUCGAGAUGCAUUGGGAGGGCAUGACCACCAUGGCGCGCCGCACUACGCAGAGCUGGAAGCAGACGAUCCAGCGCACGCUGGCCAAGGACUCGGCGUCGCUGUUCCGGUGCGAGGAGAGUGCGCCGGACGGCAGCGUGGCGGCCGGCCACCCGCUCUACGGCCUGCGCCACACGAACCUGGCCGCCAUCCGGCCCAGCUACGACCAGCUGAAGCAGCGCCAGGCAGACGCCGUCAAGUCCCGCGGCCCCAAGCGCAAGGUGCUGGAGCAGUCGGCCGGCUCGAAGAAGACACGCAGCGAGGGCGCCGUCCAGAAGCUGCACGGCUACCCGCUCGACCACCCGUUCAACAAGGACGGCUACCGCUACAUUCUGACCGAGCCGGACCCGCACGCGCCGUUCAGACAGGAGUUUGACGAGUCGUCGGAGAGCGGCGGGCGGCCCAUUCCCGGCUGGCUGCACCGGGCUCAGUGUCCGUCCGCCGUGCUGCUAGCUCUGCACGACAGGGCGCAGUGUCUGAAGAUCUCGGACGACCGGCUCUCGGUGACGGGCGACAAGGGUUACUGCAUGGUGCGCGCCACGCACCCGGUGCGCCGCGGCGCCUGGUACUGGGAGGCGACCAUCAGCGCGCAGCCGGACGGCGCCCACUGCCGCAUCGGCUGGGCCGGGCCGCUCGCCAACCUGAACGCACCGCUCGGCUACGACAAGUUCGGCUACUCGUGGCGCAGCAGGAAGGGUACAGUCUUCCACGAGGCGCGCGGCCGCCACCUCAGCGCCGGGUACCAGCAGGGCGACGUGCUCGGCAUCCUGAUCCAGCUGCCCGAGUCGGCCGUGCCCGCCCGCCUUCCCGACAGCUACAAGGACAAGCCUCUGAUCAAGUCCAAGUCGCACCUGUACUUCGAGGAGAAGGACGACGUGCCGGGCACCCUGGAGCGCCUUCAGCCCGUGCCCGGCGCCUGCAUCGGCUUCUACAAGAACGGCAAGCUGCAGGGCCAGACGUUCCACAACCUGUACGGGUCGGACUACUACCCGGCCGUGUCCGUGUACCGGGGCAUCACCGUCAGCGUCAACUUCGGGCCCAACUUCAAGUACUCGCCCAAAGACGUCCGUUGGCGGCCGAUGUCGGAGCGGGCUGAGGAGCACGCCGUGCAGCAGGCCAUGGCCGACAUCGCCUGGCUCACUGAGCACGAGGGCAAGCUGCGCAUCGACCUGUGACCUGACCCCGGCUGAACUGCGCCCCGCCCGCGGACGGGCGGCCGGGCUGUGGCGGCGGUGACGCCUGCG